Molecule: messenger RNA, 957 nt
Organism: Ailuropoda melanoleuca (giant panda)
Lineage: Eukaryota; Metazoa; Chordata; Mammalia; Carnivora; Ursidae
Product: olfactory receptor 5B3
Exons: 1
Coding region: 1-957 (318 amino acids)
Biological process (GO): G protein-coupled receptor signaling pathway
Cellular component (GO): membrane
Molecular function (GO): olfactory receptor activity; G protein-coupled receptor activity
Source: RefSeq, a predicted model, not a curated record
AUGGAGAACAACACAGAAGUGACUGAGUUCAUCCUGCUGGGACUAACCAAUGCCCCAGAGCUGCAGGUCCCCCUCUUUAUUGUGUUCACCCUCAUUUACCUCGUCAAUGUGGUUGGGAACCUGGGCAUGAUGGCGCUGAUUCUUCUGGACUCUCGUCUCCACACACCCAUGUACUUCUUCCUCAGUAACCUGUCUCUGGUGGACUUUUGUUACUCUACAGCUGUCACUCCCAAGGUCAUGGUUGGAUUACUUAUAGGAGACAAGGUCAUCUCCUACAAUGCAUGUGCUGCUCAGAUGUUCUUUUUUGUGGCCUUCGCCACUGUGGAAAACCUACUUUUGGUUUCAAUGGCCUAUGACCGCUACACAGCCGUGUGUAAACCCCUCCAUUACACCACCAUCAUGACCACCAGUGUGUGUGCACAACUUGCCAUAGGCUCCUACGCUUGUGGUUUCCUGAAUGCCUCCAUCCAUAUUCGGGACACGUUCAGUCUGUCUUUCUGCAUGUCCAAUCUGGUCCAUCACUUUUUCUGUGAUGUUCCAGCAGUCAUGGCUCUCUCUUGCUCUGAUAGACAUGUCAGUGAGCUGGUUCUUGUUGUUGUAGCAAGUUUCAAUAUUCUUAUUGCUCUCCUCAUUAUCUUGAUUUCCUACCUGUUCAUUUUUAUCACCAUCCUGAAGAUGCACUCAGCUGAGGGAUAUCAGAAGGCUUUAUCCACCUGUGCCUCCCACCUCACUACAGUCUCCAUCUUCUAUGGGACAGUCAUCUUCAUGUACUCUCAGCCCAGCUCCAGCCACUCCAUGGACUCAGACAAAAUCGCAUCUGUGUUCUACACUAUGAUCAUCCCCAUGCUGAACCCCCUGGUCUACAGCCUGAGGANUAGCCUGAGGAACAAAGAGGUUAAAACGGCUUUUAAGAAGGUGGUCGAGAAAGCAAAAUUGUCUCUAGGCUCUGACUCUUAA